This is a messenger RNA of Nilaparvata lugens (brown planthopper), 16810 nucleotides long. It is a transcript of the gene trx, whose product is annotated as histone-lysine N-methyltransferase trithorax. Gene Ontology annotation, cellular component: nucleus; histone methyltransferase complex. Lineage: Eukaryota; Metazoa; Arthropoda; Insecta; Hemiptera; Delphacidae. Bases 143 to 9418 code for a protein of 3091 amino acids. The record is from RefSeq and is a predicted model, not a curated record. Gene Ontology annotation, molecular function: DNA-binding transcription factor activity; protein binding; histone H3K4 methyltransferase activity. The transcript is spliced from 17 exons. Gene Ontology annotation, biological process: positive regulation of DNA-templated transcription.
UUUUACUAUUCACUUGUAGACUUUCUUCUGUCCUUGUGCAAGAAAACAAGAAAUGUUUUGUUAUUUUAUUAAUUAUUACAACAAAUUAAUCCAUAUUUUAAAGUUUAGCAGGAAUGAUAACAUAUAGUAGUGAUUAACAAUCAUGGUGAGAUCGAGGUUUCCUGGUAAACCGUCGAAAUUUCACAAUAGGAAACAAGUAAACGUAUCCAAACUUACAUCUGCUCAAGAAAACGAAAAUGCUAAAGCAGCAGAACUUAUCUAUCGUAAUUUGGCAAUAUUUCAUCAAACAUUUGGACCUGAAGAUCCUGAGGGAGAACCAUUCGCUGGCUUCAGGUCCAGUGAUAUCAAAGCGUCAAAACAAACAGCACAGCAACGAUUCGAAGAGAUCAGUAAAGGAAUCAAGGCACGACAAAUCAUUUAUUUACCGCAAGAAGCUCCAAAAAAGGGUCUGCCUAGUGGAGGCGCUGGCACUUCGAAAGGUGUCAAGGUGCAGAAAGCUAGUCGAACAUCAGCUAACGUAAAAAAGUGUAGCGUGACAUUGAACGACUGUAACAGCUUUAAUUUGAACUGUGAUGCUGGCAGUAGUCACGUCAGGCGGAUUCUGGAGGAUGUGGAGGAAGAAGUGGAGGAGGAUGAAGAUGAUGAUGAGUCAACUGGUAAGAAAGAAUUGUUGAAACGCAAGAAACAGUCGGUGAGACUCGUCGCUGCUCCGAACAAGCGCUUCUACGAUCACAACAGCGAUGAGAGCCUGGGUGAGUUGAACUGCAACAAACUGCUCGCUGCGUCGCCCGGCAAAAUAGUCCUGAAGAAAGCUCGACUAAUCGUUGAUGUCUCCGGUGACGCUUGGUCGCGGCAAGCGAGGGAUGAAGCCCAGCCAGCAUCCGACGUCGAAAGCGAGACGUCGUCCGUGAAAAGCUCGUCCACGUCGGCGUCUUCAACGGCCUCUGCCUCGUCGAGAGCGUCAUCCGUUUCACAGGAGUCGUGUGCCAGUGACUAUGGUCAGUGCAGACCUACAACUCCCGAGCCCAAGAAGAUCGUGCUUCGGGAAGCUCGCUUGGAAGUUGACACCCAGAGCAUCACUAAGAAAAGUGGACUAGCUCACAGGAUCGUCUGUGGUGUAUGUGGCGCUAUAAGGUUCUACAAGUUCCUAAAACAAGCCAGGAAGUUCGGACUAUGGAGCUGCGAAUCGUGCAGAAAGUUUGUGUCGAGGAUGAUCCAGUUUGCAAGUCCUGUUACAUGCAUCAAUGGCGAUGGUUCUUGCAAGAUCACCAAAGAGGAAUCGUCAAUAGUUUGGAACACUCGCAAAAAGGAUGUGGUGAAAGAGAUUAAAAGCCGGUGCAGAGCUUGCUGGUUGCUGUUGUGCAUGAAAUACUAUCAGAUGCCAAUCAACAUCAAGAUCAAGCUCAAUCAAUCGUUACCGCAGUCUAUGAGAGAUCCUGAACUUCUCAAAAAGAAAUCGGCCAUUAAUAAGUCGAUUAGUCAAAGAAAGUCUUCUGGUUCUUCAAGUGAAACUAAAAAGCCUGUUCCAAGAAAAUUAGGAUUCAGAAUCUUGAGAAGGUACUCUACUGUUAGAGGCGCAAGAACACAGCUGGGUAGAAAACUACGAAAACUUGGUAGACACGAUCGUGGGAAGAUCACUGUCGGAUCAGACAAGGCGGCUUCUGAAAGUGCACUGUCCAGGAAAAGGUCUGCAAGUGGACCAGUGAAGAAAGUCAGAUUUACUGAUAACAGCGGCUCUGAAAGAGUCAACGCUAAGCAAACCACAACACCACAAGAUGCUCCUAAGAAAGAAGAACUUCGUAACAGUAAAAGACUCAGGGACGGUUCAACCAAAAAAUCGGACAAUAAAGAAAUUGAUGAUGGAGACCUGAACCAAUUGGAUGAAGGUGAAGAAGACUCGGAAAUUGAUUUAAAGCUAUCCGAACUGUCCAAGAAAUGCGUUUCCAAAGCGCUGCAAUCCAACAGCGAGUCUCUCCUCAGUACGGCGACCUCGAUGUCGCCCAGGCCUCUCAUUCACUCUCCCAAACUGCGUCUCGACUCUCCGAUUAUAGACUUGACGGUGGAGGAACAAGGAGAGAAUUCGGGAGAGAAUAGGAGGCCGAAACGACGCGGUUCCCAGUCGUCACAGGUUGAACAAGCAAAGAGUGACAAAUUGGAACAAGAAAAAGGUGACAGAUUGUCGCAGGCUGCUCAGCCGAAUGGGGAAUCUACGAGGCAAAAGCGGAAGGCGGCCCUGAAUUCUAGGGCUAAUAUCGCGCGGGUGGCGGGUCGCGUGACUGAGUCGAAGACUCCCGCCGACAACAAACUGGAGGUGGCUAAGAACCUGAAGAAGCGAGCGACUGCUCUAGCUAGGAAGGAGGUUGCGCCCACCAAACCAAAGCAAGAUGUGAAGAAAGUGAAGAGAAAAAAGAAUUUAGAGGCUUCUGCAGUUGUAGACCGUGUUGCUGAUCGCGGACCACGUGUCAAGCAUGUCUGUCGCAGCGCUAAACUGGCUCUAGGCUCACCUGUAGCCACCUUUUCUUCUAAUCAACCAGUAUCAGUGAAGUCUAAUGCUAAAGAAAUGACUGUUGAAGAAGAUGACGAUGAUACACCGAUAUUUAUACCAAUUCAAUCUGACAACCCAAGUAUUAAAAACAAUGCUCCUGAAGUUACCAAAAGCGAAGAGGUGAUCAGUAUUAGUAGCAGUAGUAUAUCGCACAGACUGAGGCAGCCGUCAACCGAGAUUUCUUCCAGGGAGAGAGACGAAAGCUCUCAACUUUCCAGAAUUAAGAGCAGCCAGUCACCUCCUAAAUACAUUGCAAGAACCCUUCAAGACUUGGGAAAACAGAACUGUGAACUACUGGACGGUAUUGUGGAAGAGCGGCAAGAUUGCAUGGUGACAAUGGACUUCUGGGAGAGCUACGACCCGGAGGAAGUCUCCAAGACAGGCUUUGCUCUCCUCGGUUCGGAUCUCUCCUUCAGGGUUCCCUCUCUGUGCUUCCUGUGUGGCAGUGCUGGAAAAGAUAGGCUGAUCCACUGUGCCUGCUGCUGCGAGCCGUAUCACCGCUACUGCGUGGAGGGUGGCACCCGUGACUGGGGAGGGGAUGGUGAUGACCCCGCCUGGUGGCGCAUCGACUGGCUGUGUCCCCGCUGCACCGUGUGCGCCGCCUGCGGCCAGGCGGGCAGUCGGGCGCACCUCGCCUGCAACAAGUGUCGGCGCACCUAUCACGCCGACUGUCUGCCCAACGACCGGCUUGCCAGGCUGCAUUCCACUGAUCGUGCAUGGGUGUGUCACUCUUGCUUGAGAUGUAGAAGCUGCAAUGACAAGUCCGUGUCAAUGUUCGUAGGCAAUCUGCCACUAUGUAACCCGUGCUUCAAGUUGAGGCAGAAAGGCAACUUUUGUCCUUUGUGCCAGAGGUGCUAUGAUGACGAUGACUUCGACACCAAGAUGAUGGAGUGCGGUAAAUGCAAAUGUUGGGUUCAUGCUAAAUGUGAGGGAUUAUCGAAUGAAAAGUAUGAAGUGCUCAGCUUUCUGCCAGAGUCAGUCGAAUUCAUUUGCAAGUUAUGCGCUGAAACAACACCAGCUUCUUGGCGGACAGCUAUCGAAACCGAGCUUAGAACCGGUUUCAUGAACGUUUUGAAAUCUCUCAGUAAAAACCGCAAAGCUUGCGAGCUGUUGAAGUCAAGUCAGAAAAACUUUUUGUCAAUCUGCAGCUGCGUGAAUUCGACUGUACGCGCUGGAACAAAGUUUGCUGAGAUUGGUGCUACAGAUUCGUCAGUUUCUCCAAUCGCCAAAAGUGAAUCAGCUGACUCGCAACGGACUAGUGAGCAGUCAGUUAGUUGUGAUAUGAGUGAAAGUUCCAUAAACACAGAGUGCCUUCCAAAUCCAGAUCCCACCGAACCCAGUUUAGGGAAAGUCAAGUCUCAACAAGAGGAGUCCAAGACUGAAGGAACUAUGGUUUUACCCCAGGAACAGUGUCUUCCAAGAGUUGAGCUGCAGAUUAGGUCGUCGGACUUUGAUCAACAGCUGUUUCUUCCGAAUGGUAACAGACUGUCAGACAGCAAGGCUGCUCAGUAUUCCCCACAUGCUACAUCGCAAAGUGACUCUGGCAUUGGGAGUACUGACGAUGAGCUGAAACCUUCUCCAGUUAUCAACGAUGCAGCAUUAUCACUGCGCAAACAGUGUUUCUGCUAUGAACCCGAAAGCAGGCGUAAAAGUACUCAACCAACUUUGAUACAUGUCAAAAAGAAAGUGUACAGUAACGAUUACACAUCGCUGUUUGAGUUCCAUCAAGACAUGCAGAAGGUGAUCUGGUCAGCUGAUGACAUUGAUCUGAGCAAAUACUAUAAUCAGACUCUGCAGGACAUUUUCCCCUGGUUUGACCCCAAGUACUCGCAGGUGUGUCAGAGGAAGGAUACCUCGAUGAUUGUAACGCCGAAAAAGGACGAAGCAGAUAAAGAGGACAGUGACGAAGAACAAGAUUUCCGUGAAAGCUAUAAGAAAACUAGUGAGAUUUUGGGAGGACUCCUCGAUUUGGAUAAGGAUUACUACUACAGAGGGUUGAAGUUGGCUGAUGUGAGAGUGUGUGUUCUGUGCAAGCAGGAAGGCGACGGAGAGUUGAUCGCCGAGGGCCGACUGCUGUACUGCGGCCACAACGAGUGGAUCCACGCCAACUGCGCGCUCUGGUCCAACGAGGUGUUUGAGGAGAUCGAUGGUUCGCUCCAGAAUGUGCACAGCGCCAUUUCUCGUAGCCGACUGAUCCGUUGUGUCGACUGCGACAAGCGGGGAGCCAGUGUGGGCUGCUGCUACAAGAACUGCCCCGAGUCCUACCACUUCCCCUGUGCCAGAAAGGGGCGCUGCGCCUUCAUGGAGGACAAGACCAUCUAUUGCAAUCUGCACAGAGGUGCGUCCCGGUCACGACCUCUGCUCGCCAAAGAAUUCCCCGUUUAUCGGCCAGUCUACGUCGAGCUCGACCGUCGCAAGAAGAAGUUGGUUCCUCACAACCAGGUGCGGAUCAUGAUCGGAUCGCUGUCUGUUGACCACAUCGGUGAGUUUGUUGAAGAAAUUUCCGACCACGAAUCAACUAUCGUUCCUUGUCAGUUUGUCUGCACUCGUCUCUUCUGGUCAUCACUGGAGCCUUGGCGUCUCGUCCAGUACACUGUCAGAACAAGGAUACUCAAGACAAAAUCUACUGAUCAUUCAGUGGAAACUGAAGCCAACUUCACAUUCGAUCACUCUUUAGAACACAGCAACACACUACCUAAAAAACCCAACGAAUCUGACGAACAGAUUCAUUGUGAAGUGAAACAGCUGUUGGAUUCAAUGUUGGAUGCAGUUUGUGUGAAAGAGGAGGAGAGCUGCCUUUCAGACGCACAAAAUGCGGCCGACCUUCUGCCUCCUGAACUGAAAGACGCAAUCUUCGAAGAUCUGCCUUUCGACUUGCUCGACGGUAUUUCAAUGCAGGAUAUUUUCCCGAAAAUGAUGAGCUACGACGAUCCUAUGGAUGUGAAAAUCGAAAAAGAGUGCAGACCUGAUGUGAAAACGGCAGACAGCGUGUCCAACAAACCACCGAAAUCUUCCAAUCUUCCCAGACUCGAACAGACCAACAAACGGUUACCGCUCUCUCUCAAACAUAAAAUGCAUGGAACUUCAACUGGAAAAACUCCGAGAUUCUCUUCUAAAGAACCUAUCAAACCCAAAGCGAUAGUGAAGCCUGAUAUCAAUACCAAAGUUAGUAAUCGGUUCCAUUCUGGUGUUGGGCCUAACUCUACACCCACUAAAAUCGUGCAGCUGGAUGGUACAGUGGAUUACAGCAGCGAAAGUGAGUUCCCGGCCAAUGAAAGCGACGACUCGUCCUUCACCCCCACCUUGCAUGUGACUAUCCAAGACACUGUUGCUGAGAAUGUGGAGGAACGUAGUAGGGGUUACGAUCAGCUGAUGAAGUGCAGGCUACUGCAGGUGGAUGGUGCCAACGAUUUGACUAGUGACAGCGAAUCGGGAAGUUUGAAGCAGGAGGAGGAGUCUGACUACAGCGAUAUCGAUCAGCUGGAUGGAGCUGUUGAUGUGGAUGUGAGCACGGAUGACAAACCAGUGAAAUGCAAUCGGUGUCAUCGCACCUACCGCACCGCGCUCAGCUACCAACGACACUUCCCAACGUGUAGCUCGGAUUUCAUCUCAUCGUGUAGUGAGAGCGACUCCAGCGAGGAGGAUAAGGUGCCCAGUCCAGCUGCUGCCGUGCCCACUCUGCCACCCAUCCAGGAAGAAGUGACACUCGUCGAGCCAACCAGUGACUACUGUCAGGGCACCGAGGACGUGGUCGAGUACGUGGUCGAAACCCACGAGUCGCCCAACGGUGUUCAACAAUCCAUGUGCAUCAACAGCGCUCUCUACGAUCAGUCAGAAAAUAUUGUCGACACUACAGACAACGAAAUCUACUCCUAUGUUGAAGAAACCGAAGUAGUUCAAGAAGUUCCCUUCACCAGCACUCCCAGUGUCCCACAAAACUGUAUUAUAUUGUCCAAUGAUAACGACGGCAUCAAAUUGAAACCUUGUGGUGAAAAUACAUAUUACAUUGAUGAUAAGCAAUUCAACAGUGCUGCAGUGCUGAAUAGUUUGAACCAGCUACUCAACGCGAAGAAUGAGCAAGCGAAGAAGCCGAAAGUUUCAUUUGUUUCCACGCCUGUCAACCAUGCAAUCAAUGUGGGUCCUUCUCAGAGCUCCUCGUCACAUCAAGUGAUCGAUUAUCAGAAUCAAUCUUCACCAACAAUAAUUCUCCAAUCAGUGCCAUCGCAGAAUAGAGUCCAGUCGUACCCAUCUUACAUAGACUCCUAUCCUCAACAGACGUCGCAGCAAGGUAUCCAAUACAUUGCUGCAAUCGAGCAACCAGAGAAGCAAUCCUAUCCUCUGCUGUCUCAGUCCUACCAACUGCAGUCUUCGCCAGUCCAAACAGCUGUGAUCCCAACGGUGCUUGGCACUAUCAUACAGCCGAACGGAGGAAUGGAGCAGGUCAUUCUAAAUACCAACACAAAUAGCAUAGACGGUUCUGGUGGACAGUUAGUCUUUGGACAACAGUCGACCGGAAACAAUCUGUACAUUUCCAAUCAGCCUCAAAUGUACGUGAAUAUGGAAACGGUGGUUAGUAACACUGUGAUGUCUUCUAGUCAGUUUGUGUCUGUGCCAGGCUCGGUUCCCGGUAUGCUUAGCACGUAUUCUGCAACAACAACACAAGUGUAUCAAGCUGCAAAGCCAGUCAUCGACUUACCGCAGAGUUAUGUGAUACUUAAUACUUCACCAACUUCAGCGCAGGUUGUACAAAACGGCAACAGCAGGUCUCCGAAUAAUAUUCCUACUCAACCUCCACGGCCUACUGUAUCAUUACAGAUUCAACAACCUGUCAAUUCUGCUCAGUUACGACAACAAGCGCCACAACAAGUACAAGUACAACACCUACAAAAAUCACAACAACAAAAUUCUCAUCAGCCACAACAUCCACGACAAAACAACCAUCAACAACAACAAAAUAAUCAUCAGCAAUAUCAACACCAACCACAAAACCGUCAGAACCAUCAUGUUGCACAAAAUCAUCAUCAGCACCAGACACAAAAUCACAAACAAACCAAUUACCCCAGCAACCAAACAACUCCGAAACAAGUGCAGAAACCCCCCUACAGUAGUAUUCGCCAAAAGAUUAUUGCCGAAUGGAGUGAUAAGGAUGAUGUUAUUGUCAAGCCUGCUGUCAAACCAAUAGAAAAGCCAGCCCCCAUUCGGAAGAAUCACGACGAAAAGAAAAAAGAUUUGUUCAAGAUGGUGAAUGCCACCGAACAAACUAUCGUUAUAGAAUCGGUUGCACCUUGCAAAUUCAAGUAUAAACCGUUCAAUGUAAAAACGGUUCCACUUCAAAAAGUGUGUAAACAAUUUGUCAAUGCUAUUCCUAUUGGUAAAGUUUCGGCUCUUCCUAAAAUCAACCCCCCUCAAAUGAAGGUGUUUCCUCACAAAAUUAUUCCUGUUCAAAAGUUUGAAGAACUGAAACCUGAAAAACAACAACCAGUAAAACAGUAUGAGUCGUGUGAAGAAGCGUUUGACCGACUGAAAAAUUCCGUCAAUAAAGCAUCUUACCAGUACAAGAGUGAUUCUAACAGCUCGUGCAAAGAUGUGCAAACGAAUGGCCAUCUAGCUAAGAAAUCGCUGACUGAAGCAUUAGUGAAAGCGUCCACCACUAACAUAACAAACUCGGUAGAUGCUAGUUUAGCUGGGCGUACGCUUAUAAAUAACAAAAAGAAACCAUUGUGUUAUCAACCACAGCCUCAACCAACAGUAUUGAAUGGAAAUCAAGUCCAUCAAAAACCAUCUUUUGAUGCUAAAGCAAAACGGAAAGAUCUGGAGGAAGCCAUGUUGUUAGACAAAGCUUUAAAUGACGCAGAAUGUAUAAUUGUUGUACAGUCGAAUACGGACGUUGUUCAAAUCAAGUCUAAUGAGAAACCUGUUGUUGACAAUGUAUUACCUAAAUCAAUUAGUGUUAAUACGGGAGCCAAAGUAGAUACAGGAGGUAAGAAAGAGAAUGUUAAGGUUAAUGGUUCUAAACCAAGUAAGAGUGCAAAAUUGAAAACGCAGGGAUGCUCGAAGAAGGAGGCGUUGAAGAAAAUCAGUGACACAGUCAAAAGUACAAAGAAAUCGACGUCGCCGAAAAUUAUCUUCGAAAUCAACUCACAGGACGGUUUUUCUUACUCGUCCUCCUGUUUGGAAGAAGCUUGGGAAAAGGUGUUCGAAGCCGUACAAACAGCGCGGCUGUCUCGAAACCUGCCUCCGCUGCCGAAGAACCCGUUUCGAUCGGUGAAUACGAACAUGAAGAUGUUGGGCCUGGAUAAUAACAGUUUGAAGUAUAUUCUGGAGCAGAUACCGGGUGUGAGGAAGUGCGUCAACUAUCGGCCCAAGUACCAUAAGAAGGACAGACGGGUGGAGAGUGAGCUGCGUGAGGAGAAGGAGAACGAGAGUGGGUGUGCGAGGUCGGAGCCGUUUGCGGGCCGCAACAAGUACGACAUGUUCAGCUGGUUGGCGUCGCGACACCGACGCCCGCCCAAACUGCUCACGUCCGAGACCGACAUCGUCAACGGAAACCGGGUUAUAAGAUCGGCACUGACUGACAAGAGAGAAAGGUUCUACACAUCGAAGGGGAUCGGCUGUUACAUGUUCCGUAUUGACGACCAUUUUGUUGUUGAUGCUACAAUGAAGGGAAACGCGGCUAGAUUUAUAAAUCAUUCAUGCGAGCCCAACUGCUACUCAAGAGUUGUGGAUAUUCUGGGCAAAAAGCACAUUCUGAUUUUCGCCCUCCGUCGGAUUCCACAAGGGGAGGAGCUGACCUACGACUACAAGUUUCCUCUUGAAGACGACAAGAUCAGGUGUCACUGCUUGUCCAGGAAGUGUCGCAAGUAUCUCAACUGAACUAUUGUGCCUCAGGCCACUCCUACUCACCAUUAUCACAAUAGGUUAAGUUGUUUAGUAUUUUCAUUUAGUUUUACAUUUAUCUUAAGUAGUCGUUUAUAUUCCUUACCACCAGAAAUUCAAUGUAAAAAUUAGAAACUCGUUUACAGUUUUUUACAAUAUUAUGUACAUAGAAUAUAAGAAUGUUUUAGUAUGUCAAGGUUAACAAUUCUAUUUCUUAGUCUCACACAAUUCUCAAACAUUAUUUCUAGCAUCUGUUAUUAAAAUUUAUAACUUUCUGACUCAGCUACAGUAUAUCUCAAUUGUAAAGUUUCCCAAAUCCCAUGUUUAAUCAUUUUCAUCCCACAAACAAAAGGGCUCUAACUCAAUAUUCAGUUUAGAAAUGAGGUGAACAGUAAUACUUGGAUAGCACUAUUCUUUUAAAUUUUGAGAAUUUGAUUGAAAGCCUUGAGACACGAACCAUUUCCCUAGUAAUUUAUAGAAAUUUUAGUGUGAGUUGUAUGUUUACCAAAGCUGUUACUAUUAGAUUUGUAUAUACUUAAAUUUUAAGAUUUUUUGUCUUGUUUCUACUAAAUUGGUGAGGAAUUUGUAUCCAGUUCCAUUUCGUGACAUAUUUUGUUAAUAAAGCCAACCUUUAUAUUUUGACGAGACUUAGUCCAAAACCCCCUUCACCUGUGAUUUUGUUCUUGUAAAACGCCUCAUUUAGUAAUCUGUGUAAUUUUAAAUGUUUUCAUAAUCAAUUAGAAUGUUAUUACAAUCAUGAACCUAGUAAUGAUGAGUCCUAAAUCUAUAAUUGUUGUCUGAUAAAUUUUGUAUAAAUGAAAUUUCGGUUAGCAGCAUUGAACGGAGUAUAUUAGUAUUAUCGAUUAUCGAUAGUAGUAUUAGUAUUGAUCGAUUACUUCGCAACCAGUCUUAUUUUAUUUGAAUGACAAUAAAAUUGUCUCCAUAAUGAGAAGAUUGAAACAUGUCUUGAAGUAUAAAUCUGUCCUAUUUUUUUAUUUAUUGUUCUCACAUACCGUUGAUGAUACAUCACAAAUCUGCAAGAUAUUGACGUUUAUUGAAAACUCUAUAUAACCUAUUUACUUUGACUCGCAUUUUAUCUCGUUUUUUUUUCAAUAUGUGACUGACUAGUGAGACUAGUCUUUGGCAUAGACUUGUCAAUUGACAGAAUUUUAUUGUAUGCAUUGGCGUAGCUACUAUUUCUACUGUUUAUAUUUUUUCGAGGAUUACCUAUUUUUCAUAUACUAUUAUUCCUGAUAUUCUUCCUGGUUACUUGGCCCGUGUUGAUGGUCUCAGUUUUUAUUGUUUCAAUUCAAUAAAGAAUAAUAUUAUUUACUAUCAAUGGAUAGGUUUUGAUUAUUAAAAUAUAUACCGGUAUAACGUUUUGUAGUCGAAUUUUUCAUGCUAUAUUACAUUUAUGUUCAAUUCAAGCCCAUCAAUGCGUUGUUCUAUCUCCUUAUUCGUGUGUUAGAUAUUAGGGAUCUCAAUUAUAUAUUAUAUCAUGGUUAUAUCUCUCUGUUUGUAUUCAGUUGGUAAGCAUACUAGUUUCAAAAACAGUAAUAUAUUUUAAUUUAUAAUAGCAAACUUAAAUUUUGCAAAACAAAAACAAUUGAAAAUACAUGCUAAAUUAAACUAAAUUUUGAAAUUAGAUUUUAAAAAUAUUAAGAAUUACAAAAUACAAACUGAACUAAAAACUUGGUCAAUAAUAAUAGUAUGGAUCAAUGCGACUAAAAGUAAAGUAAACUAAAUGAAAAGUGAAGCCCAUUCGAUAAUACACUACUAGUAUAAAAAAUGACAAGUGAUGAAAAAAAAAUAAAAAGUGAUAAUAAAAAUUCUUAUCUCUAAAUAAAUUUAUUUUAAUAUGCCGUUUGUAAAAUCAGAUGCAAAUAAUUUGGGUAGAAGUAUGUCUGCAUUCAGGAGCAUCACUAAAACUGAUUAACUUGAAUUAAGAUUUAGAAUUUACUGAAGUUAGACAUAGGCUUAUUUUUAUUGCUAUCAAUUAAUUAUUAUUUAUUAAUUAAAACAAAUUUGUUCAAUUUGUGAUUCAAAGUUCUCGUGACAAAAAAAGCCAAACAAACAGAGAUUUCUCCAAGUGACUCCGUAGCGCUCCGUUGAUAGCGCGCGGAGUUUAUGAAUCAAAGAAUAUUUUAUUUAAAUUUAAUUUUUAUUUUAUACUUCAUUUCAAUUUUAACCCAAGUUUUUAAUCGUAAGAUAAAAUGAUUCAUGUAGAAGCUACGUGUAUUUUAAAACACUUUAUUUUAUUUGGUAUUUUUUUUUUUUAAAUGGACUGCGCUUUUAACGUUAAUUUUAGAAAAUUUCUAUAUUUAUUCAUAAACAAUAGAUUAUACAAUCCAGGUAAAAACAACAGGCAUUUGCCCAAAACUUCUUUGAACCUUGAGGUUAUUUAGAGUUUAUGAUUUGAUUUAAACACAAUUUCAAGUCAAAAAAAAUGUAUCAACUAGAAUUUUUAAUUUAUCUGAUCAAUAAGCUUCCAAACACGAAACUAAACAAAUACUUAUUAAAACUAAUAAACUAAUCAAAAUCGUAAAUUUUAAACUAACUUGAACAAGCAAUUUAAUAACAGUUUUUUAUCCAGUUUGUAGCUAUUAGGAUUUUUAAAAACAAUAACGAAAUUUUAGUUUUAAAAACAAUAUAAGCAACGUUUCCUCCAAAUUCUAAUUUGGACAUUUUUCAUUUUAAUUUAUUGGAUAGAGCAAUAAAUACAAUAUCAGAAAAUAAAUAUUAUCACAUUUCAUUUGUCUUUUCAACCUUUUCAAUAUUAUUUCAAUCCGAACAUCAUUUACUCAGGUAAUUCAGUUUACAAACUUUAGUAAAUAUCGCUUACCAAUUUUGAAAAUAUUGAUGGAUUAAUGAAAUAAGUAAGCAUGGUUGUUUUUCCUCUGCCAUCUAUUAUGUAGUUUGUUAUUUCUACUUUACUCCAUGCUCAGAUAUUUCAUGUUUUUAGUGAACUAUUAUUGAGCUGUUUUCAAGUUACAUGGUUGCAAGGAUGAACAUUUCUGUCACUGUUGUUCAUUGUUAUUUAAAUCAUCAUGCUCAAUGUCAGCAUUAUCAUUGUUAUUUUAAAUAUUCUGCAUAAUUUUCAAAAUAAAAACAAUUUUAAAGUGACAUUUUACAAUAUCAUGCAUUUGUAAAAAGUAUUUCCUCUGAUAAGAUAUUGAAAUUCUAUCUCAAAGUAAACUGUUAUUAUUAUUUGAACAAAAAAAAAUAAGUAAGUUACAAAAAUAUACAAUUUAACAAUUAGUUUUUUAACGUGUUAUACAAAUAUUCUAGGUGAAUAUUUUUUUUUAUUCAUUCAUUGUACAAAACACUUUAAUCAAAUAUGAUUCAUUAGUACUUAAUAUUCCAAUAAAAUGUUCUACCCUUUCUAUUCUCUCAAUAGAAUCAGGAAUAAGCUUUAUUAUGUCGAAUAUCAUAAUAAUUAUAUUUGAUUGAAAAAAAAACAAGUGAGUUACAUAUACAAUAUAACAAAUAGUUUUUUAACGUGUUAUACAAAUAUUCUAGGUAAAUAUUUUUAUUUUAUUUUUAUUCAUGCAUUGUACAAAACACUAUAAUCAAAUAUGAUUCAUUACUACUUAAUAUUCCAAUAAAAUAUUCAAAUCUUGUUCUGCCCUUUCUAUUCUCUCAAUAGAAUCAAGAAUAGGCUUUAUUUUUUCGAAUAUCAUAAUAUAUUUGACAGUAAUAUGCUUGUCACAAGAUUUGCUGUAUUACCUUGCAAAGUUGGACACGGUCCAUGUGAAAGGAAGUCGUCAUUACUAGGCUUCAUGUAUAAAUAGUUUUACUGUUAAUAAGUUUGUCUUCAAAAUUAUGAUGAUAUGCACAACAAACUUCUUAUACAUUAUUUUGUUCAUAUUAGAAUUUGCUAUAUAUCACAACAAACUUUUAAUACAUUAUUAUAUCCAUUUGCUAUAUACCUAAUGUGAAACCUGUAUGAUAUUUUUAAUUUUCAGUUCAAGCUAACAACUGCAAUCAAUUGAACGUUGUGCUCAUUGCAGCAACUUAACUAUUGAUCUUGAAUGUGCUGUACUUUAUUGUUAAUUUUGAAUGAAUAUUGAAAUGAGCAUCCAUGUUUCAAAUAUGUGCCUAGUUUCGAGUAAAUGAAAAACGAACUGUUGAAAAUGCUUCAAGUGCCAGGAGUGAGGAGUGAUCUUGCCAUUGAUUGCAUCGACUGUGAUUCAUUGUAGAGAGUAACUGAUUGAUAGUUUUGAUUAGGAAAAUUGUUACAGUGGAUAGUUUAUUAUAAUUUUAUAAUUGUAAGCUAAAUUUAAACUAGUACCUUAAAUUGCAAAGCAUAAAAGUUCUCCAGUCAACGAAAAAUAAGCAAUUAUAUUUUCUUACUAAAAAUAUAAUAUUUGUUGUGUGUUGAAAUUGAUGUUGAAAACUAUUUAUAAUGUGAACCUCAAUAAUAUCCCGAAAAGAAUGGCUAGCUUGAAAGAAUUGUCCUCUGAUUGGCUGAGAAUCAUCUGUUGGUGAGAAUUAGUCAAUCAGAGAACAAAUUAUUGUGAGUUUCGGCCGGCGAUCGGCAAAUGUGAAAACGACCAAUAGCCUUUAUCCUCGAUAACAUUUUUAAAGGAUAUUGCUUCCACUGCUAAUAUUGUAUCCACAUGUAUUACAAGUACUGAAGAGUGUAAGCUAAAAUAGUUGGUCUUUUUCUAUGUAAAAUCUGAGUGAAUCUUCAUAAAUUGUAGUAGUGGACGACAAUAGUUCAUUUAUCGCUGGUGCAAAAUUUUUCUCAUUUUUUUAUUAUAAAGUUUGUUUUAGUCAUUUCAAAUCUUAUUUUCAUAAUUUUUAGCAAUUUUUAACAAUUAUUAUUAUUAGCGUAUGGCUUUGAAUGGUGGGGAGACCCAAGACUAGUUCCACCUAGCCGUAUAUAGUACAAAGUUCCCUAAUGGGAAACCGGACACUAUGGAAUGAACUUGUUUGUAUUCCUUGGAUACCUACGAAAAACUGGUCUAAAUUUCUCAUUGAUAACUUAUUAUUUUAAAACUAUAACAUAAUGGAUAAUUUUUAGUUUGUAGUCUGGCAGGGUGACAGUUCCACUCACCCACAUACCAGAUCCAGGUUUUCUCUUGUAUAAUAAGAUUCCAGCAAAUCGUACUGGCGCAUAAUAAUUUUCUGGGUCGAAAUGCUUAAUUAUGCGCCAGUACGAUUUGCUGGGAUAAUUUUUAAUAUAACACUGAAUUAUUCAACUUUUAAAAUUUAAAUAAACGCACUAAAUAUAUGUUUUUAUUUUAUGGUUUGAUUAGAAUACGCACAACCGCCGUGUUAGGCGGAUUUCACACCAAAGCUGGGCCGAGCCGGGACGAGCCGAAUCUGCCUGCGUUCGCACUGAAGCCGAUUGCCGAUUUGCUUUUUAAGAUAUUUUUUAGUUGAAUACAAAAUACUUCGCAAAUCGAACUAAACUGAAAGAAGGCAGAAUCCGCUUGGCCGAAAACGUUCGAGUUGGGCGUCAAGCCGACUGCACAAAUCUGCUCGGCUCGGCCUGGCGUUGAUUUGAAUGCUCCCGACUAAAUCCUGCAUAGUUAGCGCGCACGCGGAUUCCGCUCGGCUCGGUUCGGCCCGGCACAGCUUUGGUGUGAAACCCCACUUGAAGCUUAGCUGUGUAAGCUGAUUGAUAUUCAUUAGUCAAAACAUAAAAAACUUUAUUUUAAACUAUUUUCCUCUGGUUUAAAGUUUGUAUUAAACUGAAAUAUACUUUUCAAUUAUUCUAUUUCAAUGUAUAUUUGUGGAAAACUCAUACCACUUUGUAAUUAGUUGUGCUAAGAUUGAAAGUCGAUCAAUAUUACCAAUAAAAUUAUUACCAUGUUCAUUGAACAUAGUUAUUGAUUUCCAUUUUUUUAAAGACUGCAUUUUAAUCUUAUCGAUUGUGCUUUUGAUCGGAUAAAAAGUUACUUUUAAUAAUACAUAAAAUUAGAAUAUUUUUAUUAUAUUCCACUAAUUUUUAACUCAAUUUUAUAGUUUAUUUCUUGAUAUUUUGUACCAUACUGUGCUUCUAUAUUCAUCAAAUCAUCAAUAUAUACUCAGUUAAAAAUUAUAUACUUUUUCAUUAUAUUUGUCGCAUUUUCACUCAUUUUAAGAAUAUAUUUAUUGUACUUUUAUUUUUUAAUUCCAAUUUUGAUUCGAAGAAAAGUGACUGUCUUAGAGCAAAUCAUUCAGUCUACAUUAAUGACAGGAGGAGUUCGUAUUACACGACUAAUAUGAAUUAUGUUAGUGCUAUUUGGUAAAUUGUAUCCCAAUUUAGGAUGAUAAAUUAUGUAGUAAUUAAUGAUUAGCAUUUAACCAUUGUUUCCCAUUUUCAAGAUGUGUUAUUUUCGUUGAAAGCAAAUGUAAAGAUGCUUUAGACUAUAUUUUUCUAAUGUAUGUAAAUAUUAUAAGUUAGUGCUCUGUAGAUAAGUAACUAAAUAUGUACCGUAGCAAUUUUUAUAAUUCUGACUGUGAUAAUAAUAAUAGUUCUCAGUACUGCAAUUACUUUUUAUACUUGUCUCUAAUAUUUUAGUUGAUGUUGAAGUUUACUAUCUUUGUAGAUCACCUAAAACAGUGGUUCUCAAACUGGAAGCUUACUCUUAUGAGGAUUCAAGGCAAGAAUUCCAAAAAUGUGUGAAUAACUUUGUUUUGUAGUCUUAUAACUAUUUUCUAAAUAAUUAUCACAUCGAACGUAAACUAUAGAUCUAUAUGGAUAUCCAAUACAGUAAGAGUCAUAAAGAUUCGCAUUUAAGUUCAAAAAUGUAAAUUUUGUGAAAUGAGAACAAGGUCAGCCUCAAAAUUAUUUUUAUUUCAUUUCAUUUUUUUCUAUUGUGAAUAAAAAUAUGAAGAAGGGCCCCACACAGGAUUACCUUGGGGGUUUCAUUUAGACUUUGAUAUACAAUGUAUUGUGCAAGCGAAGGUGUUUGCUGCACCAGUUAAGAGUGUUUUUUUCUGAAAUAUUUUGUACAAUGUAUGUUGAUUGGUCGAAUAAAUAUUAUUAUUAUAUUAUUAAUUAAUAUUUGACGUUUGGUUGGUCUCCGAAAAAGGUACCAUUGUCUCGAAAUUAUUCUAAGUUUUGCAUAACUAUUAUACCGUAGCAUCACUCUCCAUAAAUGAGGACACAGAUCAAACGUUUGAGAACCCCUAAUGUGAAAAAACAUCCAGUAAUUAACUGAAUAAUUGUAUUAACUAAUCAACAAUAAUUGAGAACUAUACUGAUAUGAAUGUUCUACUUUGUAGCUUGUAGUUGUUUUUGAUGUUAAGAGAACUGUCAAAUUUUAAGCAUAUUAAUGUUGACAAAAUUAUUUGUUUACACCAUGUCUAAUACAAUAGUUAAGCACAUUAUGUCAUACCCUAAUUUUCCAGUUAUCUUUUGCUUAUAGUUUUCAAAUACAAAGUGGGAAUUCUCUC